This is a messenger RNA of Acipenser ruthenus (sterlet), 900 nucleotides long. RefSeq names its product proteasome 20S subunit beta 11b (gene psmb11b). The transcript has a single exon. The record is from RefSeq and is a predicted model, not a curated record. Gene Ontology annotation, molecular function: threonine-type endopeptidase activity. Gene Ontology annotation, cellular component: proteasome core complex. Lineage: Eukaryota; Metazoa; Chordata; Actinopteri; Acipenseriformes; Acipenseridae. The coding region runs from base 1 to 900 and encodes 299 amino acids.
AUGGCUUUACAAGACAUUUGCCGUCAACCACACACCCCUGCCUUUCCCCUCUGCCACAAAUGGAACGACCCGAUCUCAUUAGCCUUAGACGGGGGCGAUACCAACACCGUCCUGGGGCGGGGGGGAUCCGCAACACUACCGUUUUACAUACCGUUAACCGCCAGCACCUGUUUCAAAAAGCCAUCCCUUCGACCCCAAACCCCGCACCCCGCUCCCCCGAACCAGAUCCCCAAACGGGCCGCCGUGGCCGUCCCUUUUGAGCUCGCUCACGGCACCACGACCUUGUCAUUCAAGUUCCAAGGCGGGGUGAUAGCCGCAGCCGACACCCGCUCCAGCUGCGCCGGCUACGUGGAAUGCCCGACAGCCGAGAAAGUGAUCCCCAUUCACAGCCACUUGGUCGGGACAACCUCGGGCACCUCUGCGGACUGCAUGCUGUGGAAACGGAUCUUAUCCCGGGAGUGCCGGCUCUACCAGCUGCGCAACAAGGUGCCCCUGACCGUGAAAGGCACGGCCAAGCUGCUGUCUGCCGCGCUGUCCCCUUUCAAAGGGACGGAGCUCUGCGUGGCGGCCACGCUGUGCGGCUGGGACCGGACCGGGCCGUCGCUUCAUUACGUUUACAGCGACGGCACCCGGCUGGAGGGACAGCUGUUCUCGGUGGGCUCGGGUUCGCCCUAUGCGUACUCGGUUUUGGACCGGGAGUACCGCUUCGACAUGAGCGUGCAGGAGGCCUACGCCCUGGCGCGGAACGCCGUGUACCACGCCACGCACCGCGACGCCUACUCGGGGGGGUGCGUGGAUCUGUAUCACGUGACCGAGUGCGGGUGGAGGAAAAUCGGGAGGGACAAUCUGCUGCCGGUUUAUUACGAGAAGAAGGAGGGAGGGGAGGUGCGUGGGUUCUGA